Molecule: messenger RNA, 1180 nt
Organism: Aplosporella prunicola CBS 121167
Lineage: Eukaryota; Fungi; Ascomycota; Dothideomycetes; Botryosphaeriales; Aplosporellaceae
Exons: 4
Coding region: 18-1169 (383 amino acids)
Biological process (GO): purine nucleoside catabolic process
Cellular component (GO): cytosol
Molecular function (GO): purine nucleosidase activity
Source: RefSeq, a predicted model, not a curated record
GUUCCACGACGGUCGUCAUGUCUCAGACUUUGCCCGUUGUUCCCCUAUGGCUCGACGUCGAUCCCGGUAUAUUCACUCCUGAUGCCUUCGCCCUCCUUCUUGCCGCUCAUAGUCCCAAGACCGAGCUACUUGGAGUUAGCACUGUGCAUGGCAAUGCUUCACUGCAUCACACAACCCAAAACAGCCUGAGCAUUUUGCAAGCCAUAGGACGUCGAGGGAUCCCGGUAUAUCCCGGAGCCUCCAAGCCUUUGGUCCGCGAUGCCGUGCACGCGGCCAGCAUCCACGGCGAAUCUGGGCUAGACGGAACGACACUAUUGCCCAAGCCCAUACAUUCUGCUGUACGAGAAGUUGAUCACGUAGAGGCAACGUACAAGGCUCUGAUUGCUACUCGCCCCAAAUCAGCUUGGCUUGUAGCAACCGGCUGCUUGACCAACGCCGCUCGCGUGAUCCAAGCUCAUCCGGACUUGGCAGAUCAUUUGGCAGGCUUCAGCAUCAUGGGCGGGGCUGUCGGUGGAGGCUUCACCAAUGCACCCAUGGGAAGAGUCCACGGGGAAGGUGAAAGGUUUGGUAAUUGGACACCCGUUGCCGAGUUUAAUUGUGACCCAGAAGCCGCGCAGUUCCUUCUUACACAUCCGGUUAUGGCUCCUAAGACCACCAUCAUGCCUUUGGAUGUGACCCAUCAAGUCCUAGGCAACACAUCGGUUCAGAAAAAGCUUCUUGGACUUGAUGGUGAACUAUCAGCCAGCAAAGCUGAAAGGCUUCUUCCAUCCUCCAUCCGUGCUCUCUAUUACGAAAUUUUGACUUUCUUUGCAAAGGCUUACGCCGAUGAAUUUGGUCUUGUAGAAGGACCACCACUACAUGACCCACUGUCAGUUGCCGCUUGUUUCGAACCUGGCCUCUUUCAUGACCACGGGGAGAGGUUCGCCGUGGAGGUUGUCACUGAGGGCAUCCACAAGCCGGACCUGCUGCAUCGAGCAGACGCAGAGGGCGUAGGCCAACUUGGACGAAUACUGGUUACGAAGUUGGAGGAAGGCCAAUCUGGAAUUCGGAUCCCGCGUAGCCUUAAUGUUGCAGCAUUUUGGGAAUUGAUUGACAAAGCCUUAUGUGAGGCAGAGAAAUCCUCUCCCAUCCCACCCCUGACUGCAGACUGGUGGGAUACUAGACCAUGAGUACAGACAGU